CAGAAUAUGUUCAUGGAAAGUCGAAAUGAAUAAAUACUGCUAAAAAAACUAACACCACUGAUCACCGUUAUUGAUUUCCUACCUCUGUGGCAGCCGCAUCCCUCGGCGUGGUGGACAUCAGUGUUAGACCAUUUUAUUACUACACCGAGACACAGUUAAUUGGGAAGUAACGCGGUUCAAUACACAAAUAAAUACAUUACAGCUGUCAAGUGAUCGACAGAGAAUAUUAUUCAAUUUAAUCAUAAACUGAGAAGAAAAUGGCUCAAAAGAGGUUAAAAAAGGAAUGUAAAGAUAUAAACAUCGACCCUCCACCUGGUUGCUCAGCUGGCCCAGAUGAUGAUAAUUUAUUCAGAUGGUCAGCCUCCCUUACAGGACCAGAAGGAAGCCCAUACCAAGGAGGUGUGUUCUUCCUAAAGAUGAUGUUCCCAACAGAUUAUCCUUUUAAACCUCCAAAGGUUGUAUUUGACACAAAGAUAUAUCACCCAAACAUCAACAAUCAUGGUAAUAUAUGUCUGGAUAUACUGAGGUCUCAAUGGUCUCCGGCUCUUACUGUAGGCAAAGUGUUAUUGUCGAUACUUGCAUUGCUAUCGGAACCCAAUCCAGAUGACCCAUUAGUGCCAGAAAUAGCAAAACUGUACAAGACAGAUAAAAAGAAAUACUUGCAUGAUGCACGAGAAUAUACAAAAAAAUAUGCGCAAUGAUACUCACAUUAGUAGCCCUGUGAUCAGAGAAAUUAUUUACCGGUAUGUCUAUUUUUUAUGGAAAUUAGAAAGGAAAAAGUUUCCAUACACAAUAGUUUUUCAUGAACUAGUGUGAAUCUCACUUUCAUAUUUAAUGAGGAAAUGGGACUCAGUCCAUUAUGAAUACCUAGCCCCAUUUUCCCUAAAGACCAACAAAGGACUGGGUCAGACUGUAUUGAAUACAAUCCGGUGUAUCAGCAUAACCUUAUAUUUUAAGAACAUAUUCUAAUAUGCUUGUUUCUGUUAAAACACACACUAAAAUGAUGUCACGUUUAUGCCCUCUUCAGUCUUGAAAUUAUUCCUUCCGUAUAUUAAUAACGUAAUAACACAGUUUUACCUUAUGUUUUAAUUCAGAGUGAAUAUAAGGAUUCCAUUAUCGUACAAGCCCAUAAUUAUAUAUUUAAUGAGAAUCACUUUGAUAAAGCAUUUCUUUUACACUGAAACUUACCAGAAAGAAAAGAAAAGUCCAAUUUUUUUCUCUUUUGCUUUUUCCCUCAUUUUUAAUUUAACAUCAUACUUUGCAGUAUGAAAUGCUAUGAUUUCUGUUCAAUGAUAGGAAGUUUUCAUCAGUAAAAAAUUUGUUUGUUAUAUUUUGAGUUUGUUAGAGUUUUUGUUAAAUAUGGUCUUUGCCAGUAUCAAGGAAGUUCCUGUACAUACUGGUAGUUCUUUCUUGUAUUUAGGACUAUUAUUUUUAAAGUUUUUUUUUCUUGGACAAAAUGUCAUUUUGUAAGAAGAUCCUCAUUGGAAUACUUACUGAAAAUUUGUCAUUCCUAGAUUAAAAGAGUUUUAAAAUACUACUGUUUACUUCAUAUUGUAGGUAUGAAACACAGCAAAAAUCUAGUGUUAUCUUUUUUGUUGUCCUUAUUUGAAUGUGUAAUGUUGAAACUAGUAAGUUUUUAGAUAUUGUUUUGUUUCAAUAAAUGUUUUGUUCGCAUAUAUUCUGUGUGUGAUGCCAUUCCUAAUUGCAGCUAUGAGUGCUAUGUAAGCAAGACUGGUAAAAUUAUCAUCUGCUAGCGCUGGCAUACACUGUAGGCCCAAGCCUGUACAAAAUUGUUAAAAAUUGUGUCUUCAAAACCUAUUUUUAUGCCCUAGAUAAUUAUUAUACUUGAAUAUGCUCCUACUUGCAUACUAGACAAAAACUAAUUCAGGGGGAAUAUGUCCUGAUACCCCCAGGCAUGCUGAGCCUGCAAAUAUAUGGUCUGUAGCUAGGCUAUACCCUAGACUAUGCAGAGUAAAAUAUGAUGUGUCACUAGAUCUUGUAAAUGUGCUGUAUACAAUGUUUCAUACUAUAAGGAAUAUUUAGUCUUUCUUUUUUCAUGUUUCUACUGAAGUGUAAUGUUGUAGUGAAAUUUAAAUUUCCUGGGAAGAACUAGGUUAUUAAUUAUUUUUAUAUUGAGUAAAUGUAAGUUGGGAAAAUAAAAGUGGUAUUUUUUUUUUACUUUGUUGGAUUUUGAAAAGGAGGUUAUGUUUAAUGGGAUGAGUUUGCACUUUUAUACUGUUUUCAGUAACAAAUUAUUUGCAUAGUUGACUUUUGGGUCAUUCUUAUAUGUAGUCGUUCAUUCUUAAUAAAUCACGAAAACAUAUAUCUAAGAAAUGAUAUAUUGCAAAAUGUGGAUAUCAUAUCAUGAGUGCGCAGCCCGAGUGAUGUAAUAAUGAUGUAUUUUAUUUUGAUUCUAACAUGUUAUCAAGGAUUAUUUUGUACAUACAUCCUUGACAGCAAGCUGCCCCAUGUGGUUCUGGGACGAUCUGUGUAUGAAAAGAAUUGGAACCACUGUCUUACCCUUGCAUGAUCGUACGAGGCAACUAAUAGGGUCUUAAACUUGGUUUUGCAGUAACUCUGUAUGCACAUUUUGAUUCCAUACGUCAUGUUUUUAUUUCGAUGCAAAUGAGAUGUGAAACCAAAAUUUGUAGUCCUGUUUGGCGCCAUAUAACCUAUACUGUGUUGGUGCGCCCUAAAACCCAAAUAAAUAAAUAAAUAAAUUGACAGCAAGCUACAAAUAUUUGCCAGUUUUCUUUGUAGGUAUCUUCUCCAGGGUGCAACUAUGACGUUUGACACUUUGAAGUAAAAAUUUUGACAUACAAACAGUCAAUUGUUGCAUAAUAACAUAUAAUAUGAGCCGUGCCAUGGGAAAACCAACAUAGUGGCUUUGCGACAAGCAUGGAUCUAGACCAGCCUGCGCAUCCGCGCAGUCUGGUCAGGAUCCAUGCUGUUCGCUUUCAAAGCCUAUUGCUAUUAGAGAAAUUGUUAGCGAACAGCAGGGAUCCUGACCAGACUGCGCGGAUGCGCAGGCUGGUCUGGAUCCAUGCUGGUCGCAAAGCCACUAUGUUGGUUUUCCCAUGGCACGGCUCAUAUUUCAGUCAAUGUUAUUGUCAUUUUUAAGGGAGUGGAGUAAAGUUGAGCUAAGAAGUAGAUCACUUGCUUUUAACACCUUUGUUAUAUAUAUGCCUUCCAAGGCGAAAUAUAAAUGUAGAAUGGCCCUGUAAAGCAUAACUGGUGAAAAGGGAAAUUAAUGCUAAUCAACAUAAAAUUCAUUUAAUUUAGCUUGCUAGAAUUUAGAAUCGACCCAUUGGGGAUUCUGCAAGAAAAAAGUGCUAUCAUUACAAUAUAGUAAAAUUCUAAGAUUUUGUGUACGGUAUUUUACAGUCUAUAUAUACACAUGUGUUUUUAUAAUUGAAAUUGACUAGAAUUGGCAUCACUGCAUUUUACUUACUCAUUUACAGUUACUGUAAAAAAAGGUUUUAUUUAAAGUUUGAAAAACGUUGACAGCAAUGCAGAUUUGUUCCCCUUUAACUGCCCUCAGUUUAAUGUUCUUUUACAUUUAAAUGAGCCACACUGAUUUACAGUACAAGAGUUUUGCUUUGAGUGAAAAGACAUAAGCAUUUUACAUGUAGAUACAAACUUGAACUAACAUUUUUAACUCAUUUUACAGCAUGAAUUUAAAAUCUUUUUACUUACAAUGUUUGAAAAGUUUUCUUGAUAUUAAAAUGGUUGUGUGAAAAAUUAAAAUGAAGCUGGUUACACAUUUUGAUAUGAAAUGCAUAGUUUUAUCUUAUAUUGUGAAAUAACGAAGUAAGUGCUUGGCACCGAUAUAUUAAUUUUUUGGGGGGAUUAAAUAUGAUUUAAUUUUGGGCCAAAAUCUGUAGAGGGCUUGCUUCAAUUUGAUUUCUGGUGCCGUUUUAGAAAAUAAAUUUUGUAUUAUAAACAUUUUAAAAUAUUUCAUAUUUAUUAUUUUGGAAAUUGCCAAGUAUUACAGUAUGAUAUUGGAAUGUUUAAUGUAAAAUUGACUGUUUUUAUGGGAGUGUUUUAUGUGCAUAAUUGUGAAAUAUUUAAAGGCUGAUAGAAAUAUAUUUUGAGUGAGGUAAUUCUUCAUUAUUCUAUGUGAGACUGGUAGUAUGUAAAUGACAUGUUUGAUAUUAAAAAUAUUGGUAUAUAUACUGUGAUUCAUUUGUAUAAGGGACAUGCCUUCAGAUUUACACAUUAUUACAUGCACUAUGUUGGUUUUCUCAUGGUGCGGCUCAAAUUAAAUCUUUAUUACAUAAACAACAUAUAUUUACAAACAAACAAACAAAAGUACUUUCUAAAUUUUGACAAUUUGGUGUUAAAUCUAGAGACAUGCCCUUUAAAAAGAAUGUGAACAGCUGUGUAUUUAUGUUUUGGGUAUAUAUUUGGUGUGCUGGAUAGAAUUCUGAUCAAAAUGUAAUGAUUUGUUAUACAUGUUUAAUAUCUUGUUUUCCUUUUUGAAAAAAAUUUAUCAUAAGUUUUAAUAUUUUAACUUAGUUUAAGUUAAACAAAGUGGUAUAAAUAUAAAUUUAUGACAGAUUGCUGCUGAACAAAAUGCCCUCUUGCUUUGUAAAUAUAAACUAAAAACAAAACAAAAAAUUAUCAACACAGAUUUAAAAAGAAAUGUUUUACUUGUAAGUGAUCCAUCAUUAAACCAGAAAUCUGAAAUUAGGGUAUGUUUGAAAUAAUUUUUUUCUGCCUAAGUCAUUGUGAGCAGGGUGUGUGGGAUUUUUUGACUGUAUUCCACAAAAACCAUUCAUCUUUGUUACUUAUAUUAACAUUUCACAAUUAUAUACCCCUGAUUUUAUUUCACUAGAUGAUAUUGUCAUGUCUUUUCUGGCUGCUGAAAGAUAUGAUAUGUUUUUAAGAAUGUCUGCACCUCAUUACAUUUUGUUUUCUCUUUUCCAUAUGAAAUAGUUUUCACAGUUUAAGAUUGUUUUAGGUUCACGAGUUCAUUUGUUAGAUGUAGUAUUAUUAUUACAUUAUUGUAUUUAUGGCUUUUUAGAUCCUCUUGUUUUCUCCUUGUUUGAUUUUAAGUUAGAUUUUGUCACAGUGUUUGAUAAUUGUGCUUCAUUUGAAUUAUCAUGAUUUGUCUUUCAAAGGUACUGUAUAUAAAAUGUUAAAAACUAA
Molecule: messenger RNA, 5151 nt
Organism: Mercenaria mercenaria
Lineage: Eukaryota; Metazoa; Mollusca; Bivalvia; Venerida; Veneridae
Product: ubiquitin-conjugating enzyme E2-17 kDa-like
Exons: 7
Coding region: 258-701 (147 amino acids)
Source: RefSeq, a predicted model, not a curated record